Molecule: messenger RNA, 2031 nt
Organism: Haemorhous mexicanus (house finch)
Lineage: Eukaryota; Metazoa; Chordata; Aves; Passeriformes; Fringillidae
Gene: P4HA1
Product: prolyl 4-hydroxylase subunit alpha 1
Exons: 15
Coding region: 147-1790 (547 amino acids)
Biological process (GO): peptidyl-proline hydroxylation to 4-hydroxy-L-proline
Cellular component (GO): endoplasmic reticulum
Molecular function (GO): procollagen-proline 4-dioxygenase activity; protein binding; L-ascorbic acid binding
Source: RefSeq, a predicted model, not a curated record
CGUGGCCGGGCGCGGCUAUAAGAGGCGCGGCGGGGCCGGGCGCGCUCAGUUGGUGAAGCCCCCGGGCAGAGCGUGGAGAUCUGGUGCCGCCCCCGCCCAGCCGCCCCCCGUGCUCAGGUGUGUGGUGAGGUGAGAGCUGUUGAGCAAUGGCAUUCAAGAAGGUUUGGUGUGCCCUAGCCCUGGGAUUUCUGCUGCCUUUCUCUUGUGCCCACACGGACUUCUUCACUUCCAUUGGUCAUAUGACAGACUUAAUUAAUACAGAAAAAGAUCUGGUUGUGUCACUCAAAGAUUACAUUAAGGCAGAGGAAAGCAAGCUGGAGCAGAUCAAAAAAUGGGCAGAGAAGCUGGAUCAGCUGACAGCUACUGCCACAAAAGACCCAGAGGGGUUUUUGGGCCAUCCUGUGAAUGCAUUCAAGUUGAUGAAAAGGCUCAACACAGAGUGGGGUGAGCUGGAGAGCCUGGUGCUCAAGGACAUGUCAGAUGGCUUUAUCUCCAACAUGACAAUCCAGAGGCAGUUCUUCCCAAACGAUGAGGAUCAGACUGGGGCAGCCAAGGCCCUCCUGAGGCUGCAGGACACCUACAACCUGGACACAGACACCCUCUCCAGGGGGAACCUGCCAGGUGUGAAGCACAAAUCCUUCCUGACAGCUGAAGAUUGCUUUGAGCUGGGCAAGAUUGCCUACACAGAGGCUGACUACUACCACACAGAGCUGUGGAUGGAGCAAGCCCUGAAGCAGCUGGAUGAGGGAGAAGUGUCCUCUGCAGACAAAGUCUACAUCCUGGACUACCUGAGCUAUGCUGUGUACCAGCAGGGGGACCUGGGCAAGGCCAUGGCACUCACCAGGCGCCUCCUGGAGCUGGAUCCUGAACAUCAAAGAGCAAACGGGAACAUGAAAUACUUUGAGUACAUCAUGGCUAAAGAAAAAGAAGCCAACAAGUCCAGCACAGAUUCAGAAGAGCAGCAGGAGAAGGAAACUGAGGUUAAGAAAAAGGAUUACCUGCCUGAGAGAAGGAAGUACGAAAUGCUGUGCCGUGGGGAGGGGCUCAAAAUGACUCCCCGCAGACAGAAGAGGCUCUUCUGCCGCUACUACGACGGGAACAGGAACCCCAGGUACAUCCUGGGCCCUGUCAAGCAGGAGGACGAGUGGGACAAGCCCCGCAUCGUUCGCUUCCUGGACAUCAUCUCCGACGAGGAGAUCGAGACCGUGAAGGAGCUGGCCAAGCCCAGGCUGAGCCGUGCUACUGUUCAUGACCCUGAGACUGGGAAACUGACCACAGCACAUUACAGAGUCUCUAAGAGCGCGUGGCUCUCGGGCUACGAGAGCCCGGUGGUGUCCCGCAUCAACACCAGGAUCCAGGACCUCACAGGGCUGGAUGUCUCCACUGCAGAGGAGCUGCAGGUGGCAAAUUAUGGAGUGGGAGGACAGUAUGAGCCCCACUUUGACUUUGCACGGAAAGAUGAGCCAGAUGCUUUUAAAGAAUUGGGAACGGGCAACAGAAUUGCUACUUGGUUGUUUUAUCCUGAACUCACCUGUCCUUCCCCACCUGUUCAGAUGAGUGAUGUGUCAGCAGGGGGAGCCACGGUCUUCCCUGAAGUAGGAGCCAGUGUUUGGCCGAGAAAGGGUACAGCUGUGUUCUGGUACAAUCUCUUCCCGAGUGGAGAAGGCGAUUACAGCACACGGCACGCGGCCUGCCCGGUGUUAGUGGGGAAUAAAUGGGUCUCCAAUAAGUGGCUCCACGAGCGGGGGCAGGAGUUCCGCCGGCCGUGCACGUUAUCGGAGCUGGAAUGAGGCAGCCUGGGCUCCUGAGCACUCAGGGGGUGCAGCUGCACACUCCUGCCAGUUUACAACUGACUAACAAACACUCCACUACAGGUUCACCCCGCCCAGCUCAGCUGUGGACAGGACAAACGUGCUUUUGGUUCCCUCCAAAUCUCCCCCAAGGUUUAUCAACAGAAAAUACUGAGGUUGACAAGUGUUACUGAAAAAAAAAAAAGGACAAAAUACAGAUAAAUACAGAUGAGGGCCACAA